Ipomoea triloba (trilobed morning glory) is the source of this 612-nucleotide messenger RNA. RefSeq lists its product as uncharacterized. The transcript has a single exon. The record is from RefSeq and is a predicted model, not a curated record. The coding region runs from base 1 to 612 and encodes 203 amino acids. Gene Ontology annotation, molecular function: RNA-DNA hybrid ribonuclease activity; nucleic acid binding. Lineage: Eukaryota; Viridiplantae; Streptophyta; Magnoliopsida; Solanales; Convolvulaceae.
AUGAAGGAUCCUAACACUCUGGUCACUCAUGCAUUUCUUUUCUGGGAAUCGUGGAAAAGGGCUCAACAGCAGCAGCAUGUUUUACCCUCACUUCAACCUAGCAGUUUGACAAAUCCUACACACUGGAGUCCUCCUCCUGUUUCUUAUUUAAAGGUGAAUAUCGACGCUGCAAUGGAUUUUGUUAAUGACUGUAUGGGGUUUGGGUGGGUGGUUAGGGAUCAUGAGGGUCGGGUGCAGGGGGUGGCAAUGCGGAAAGCUGCGGGCUUAUUCUCGGUUCCAGAGGCUAAAGCGAUGGGAGCCCAGGAGGCGUUGAGCUGGCUAAAAAGUAAAGGUUGGGAGCGGGUGAUCAUUGAAUCAGACGCGCAGGUGGUGACGAGGGCGGUCGAUACGGGUGAUCUGAAUACUCCCUUCGGGGCAAUCGUCCGGGAUGUUCGUUCUUUACUGGACCAGUUUGAGUCGGCCGCUAUGUGCUUUGUGAGGAGAGGCAGCAAUUCGGUCGCUCAUGCGUUGGCGAAACAGGCUUUAGAUCAGCAGACACAUGUUUUAGUUGAUUUUUCUGAGUAUAUGUCGUUCUUUAUUUCUACUUUGGUCUGUAAGGAUAUUAUGUUUUAA